Messenger RNA from Pichia membranifaciens NRRL Y-2026, 927 nucleotides. RefSeq lists its product as hypothetical. The transcript is spliced from 3 exons. Lineage: Eukaryota; Fungi; Ascomycota; Pichiomycetes; Pichiales; Pichiaceae. Gene Ontology annotation, cellular component: cis-Golgi network; Golgi apparatus; endoplasmic reticulum-Golgi intermediate compartment. Gene Ontology annotation, biological process: UDP-glucose transmembrane transport. The record is from RefSeq and is a predicted model, not a curated record. Gene Ontology annotation, molecular function: antiporter activity. The annotation marks the transcript as partial.
AUUUUCUCGAUUUUGCUAUGGUAUGCAUUUUCUAUGGGUAUCUCUGUUUACAAUAGAUGGAUGUUUUCGAGUGAAAACCUAGAUUUCAGAUACCCUAUUAUUAUAACCUCAUUUCACCAACUUAUACUCUCCUUACUGGCCAUUUGCACCCUCAUUAUGUUCCCAAGUUUCAGACUUUCCACUGUAAAAUAUAGAAGGUACGUUACCAAGAUUUUACCCUGUUCAAUAGCCUCGGCCGGUGACAUUGGUCUCGGAAAUGCUGCAUUUAGAUUCAUUACACUCUCAUUAUAUACCAUGGUCAAAACCUCUGCUCUCAUUUUUGUCUUGCUUUGGGGCGUGUUCUUCAAGCUUGAGAAGCUGACAGUGAGAAUUUUCACCAUUGUCUGCGUGAUGACAUUUGGUAGACUCUUCUACGAGAUCAGAGAGACGGGCGAGUUGAAAGGGUCUCACAUUAUUUUCAUCGGAGUCUCUUUGGUCCUACUAUCUGCCUGUAUGUCCGGUCUCAGGUGGGCACUAACACAGAUCACGUUGAAAAAGAACAAGAGAACGAAAAACCCGAUUUUGACGAUGCUCUACAUCUCUCCGGGGAUGUGUUGCGUUUUGUUUCUCGUUGGAACUGUAGUCGAGGGUGUCAGCAACUUUCUCAAUGCGGAGAUCUGGGAGGCAAAGGGUGUCGGGAUGACCAUCGUGUUAAUUUUGAUCCCGGGACUUCUAGCGUUUUUCAUGACUCUCUCGGAGUACGUUUUGCUCCAGUAUGCAUCGCUCUUGACAUUGUCAAUCGCCGGCAUUUUCAAAGAAUUGUUGACGAUCUUUGUGUCGUGGGUGGUCUUUGGCGACGAGUUGUCGUUCAUCAAUAUCAUCGGGUUGAGUAUCACCUUUGCGGACAUUGUGUGGUACAACGUGUACAGGUUCCAGCAGAACGCCGAG